This is a messenger RNA of Hylaeus anthracinus, 5360 nucleotides long. Its product is annotated as runt-related transcription factor 3-like. Gene Ontology annotation, molecular function: RNA polymerase II cis-regulatory region sequence-specific DNA binding; ATP binding; DNA-binding transcription factor activity, RNA polymerase II-specific. NCBI's taxonomy places the organism in Eukaryota, Metazoa, Arthropoda, Insecta, Hymenoptera, Colletidae. The record is from RefSeq and is a predicted model, not a curated record. Gene Ontology annotation, cellular component: nucleus. Bases 1058 to 2605 code for a protein of 515 amino acids. The transcript is spliced from 6 exons. Gene Ontology annotation, biological process: regulation of DNA-templated transcription.
GGCGAUCCGACGCCGACGUCAGUGGGGAUACGCGAUCGUCGCCACGGGGGCCGCGGGCGGGAGGGCACUAGGAACGGAGGGGGGAGGCUCAGAAUUGCGAGCUUAGGCCGUCCCGGGACGCUUACGCGGAACACGCGGACACGGCUGAACUCGCGCCACCGCGCCGGCAUUACGUCGCGCACCGUCGACCGCGACUGACGUUCGCGUGGACGUUCCUCGAUUCUCGAUCGACUUCCACUCGACCUAUCACCGCGACCACCGGAUGCGAGUAUUCGCGCCUGCAAGGUAUCGCGACACAGCCUCCGUCGCACAGUGAAAGCCCCGACGAGUGUACGAGUGUACCAGUGUGCGAGUGUACGGUCAAGCUUCCGAAUCGAAAAGUUACCCGUUCAACAACCUGUAGGAAUCUUGCGCACUCCGCUAAAAACGUGCCAUUACGUCCUCGCUAUCGGUGACUCGGAGAUUAAUGAUAGGAACUCAACAGUGACAUUAUCGCGACCGAACUGUUUGGUCGAAUCGAUUUUUUAUUGAUGAUCGUUAAGGAACCGUGUGGAGUGUCGUUAAUCUUGGUUACCUCGGCUUCGUAAUCUCAAAGUUUAUCCGCGCCUUGUGCAGCUUCGAGAAAAUCAUCGCUCGAUUGAAAAUUGUUGAUACACAUGCGUACGAGUAUAUGUGAGCAUCGAUCAAGCGUCGUCUAGAUCAGCGACACCUCGUAGCGUGUAGAAGUUUUCUGUUUGAACGUUGCAUCGAUAUCGCUAGCGGAAGGCAUGGCGUUGGCGGGAAACCGGUAGAAUGAUCCUAGGUCCGCGAUGGAACUGGGAGAAACGUCUGGAAUGGUGCGAAUGUAGAAAAUGUCAUCGCGGAUGCGAUGACGGAUCGUUGGUCUAACGAAGAGAAAGGGAAAAGGAAAAAUUAACUGGUGGACGAAAGGAAGGUGGUAGCGGGGGUGUUCGGAGGAUUUGGCGAGCGUGUACGCGCAGAGGCGGCAAGUGAAAUCACGACGUUCUGCUCGGAAGGUGCGUGCUUUGGCGACGAGGGGCGGCUACUGGCCGAUGGGAUGCAUCUACCGGUGGGUUCCGUGGGCUGCGGGGAGAAUUACGCCACCGUUGGAUCCCACGAAGGCGCCGGCCCCUGCGGCCCCUCACUGGCGCCGCUUCAGGGGGUGAACACCAGGUACCAACAGGCUGACGACGCCGACGCCGGGGGUGGUGGAGGCGAGAUGAGCGAAGGUGCCGCCGUCGGCGAGCUCUGGUGGACCGAGAGGCUCGUCGGCGAGGCACAGGCCGAACACCCUGGCGAACUCGUUCGAACAGGAUCACCGUAUUUUCUCUGCAGCCAACUGCCGACUCAUUGGCGGUCGAACAAGACGCUUCCGGUAGCCUUCAAAGUUGUCGCCCUAGGCGAGGUCGGCGAUGGAACUCUGGUGACAGUGCGAGCGGGCAACGACGAAAACUGUUGCGCCGAACUAAGGAAUUCCACCGCCUUGAUGAAGAACCAAGUCGCCAAGUUCAACGACCUCAGGUUCGUCGGAAGGAGCGGCAGGGGUAAGAGCUUCAGCAUCACCAUAACGGUGUCGACAACGCCACCCCAGGUGGCGACCUAUACCAGAGCCAUCAAGGUGACCGUGGAUGGACCAAGGGAACCACGUUCCAAAACUAGACAAACGCACAUCCCUGGCCUGGCGCGAGUUCCUGCACUGCCGCGAGUUCACGGCCUGGCACGAGGAACUUUCCCCGAUGCUCCGAGCCCGUUCACCCCCUACCUACGAGAACCGGACCCAUACAGGAGGAAUAAGCAUCACGUUGGCAACAACGUCACCGCGAAUUCGGUUAGCGGUGCCUGCAGCAACCCUAACAACACCGACCCGACCGCAUCGCCCGCUUCCAGUACACACCUCGGGGCCACCGGUGGCUCCUCGGCUCAUCAGGAUUGCUACAAGCACAGCCCUCAACACGGCGAUACGGGCACAGGCACAACGGAAUGGGCCUAUUCGUCGACGCCGUCGUCUUAUCCGGCGCCUCCUGUGAGCAGCGGUGGUUCCUUUUCGCCGAUACCGGGCGGGGCGUUCUCCUAUCCAGGAGAGUCCUUGUCUCACCAUCCAACCACGGAACCCGUGCCGUUACCCGCAGUGCUUCCGUCGGAGAACCAGCAGGACACGUACACGCCGAACUGCGUUUCGAUGUACCCAAGCCACGGGACGACGUCGUCGUCGUCGUCUUUGCCUCUGGUACCCAGCAAGUCUACCGACCCGGACAUCUUCGCUGGAGGUGGUACCGGAAGUGGCAGUCCGGGCUAUCACUACGGUUCCUGGACACCCGGUCCAGCCACGCCAGUUCCAGUCGCCUCUCACAACUACAACACGAAUUAUCAGGGCUACUACAACAAUCCCAGCCAGAAUUACAUCAGUCCAGCGCCUAUGGUUCUCUACCCGCAGCUCUACAGCACGGUAAACCAGAACCAGAUCCACCUCCACCUUCACGGCGACCUAACCGACGAGCAGGUCACCAUCGCGGGUAGUAAUCUCACUAUCAGCAGCAACAGGUUGGAGAUAGGAGUCCUGGGGGAGGAGAGCGAACAGCGGAACGACGUCUGGAGACCGUACUGAAGGGAUCCCGACGACAGGAAAUUGGGAAUCGAGUGGAAUAUUAGUUGAGAUGGUGAUACUAGUUGAGACGACGAGAAACGUUUCGUAGAAAUGGGAGACGGUCCCCUGUGUGUUGUUAUAAAUGUGAUAUCGAGGAAAGGGUAGCCGCGCUACGCUCGAUCGGAACGUUCCGGAGGAAUGUCGAAACGGGAAAUGUUCCGUUUGGGGACUCCGCGAUGUUCACGGGUGGUAGCGUCGCAGGAUUGACGCGACCGUUAAAGGAUUCGAUGGUUGUGGCAAGAAUCUCGGAGAAAACUGAAAGCAUAGACUGGUUCGUAGUUAGAAUCGAAACUGUUUUAGAGGAGCCUAACCUCUUAGGGUCUUUUCGACGUUUUCGUUGCUCGAAACGAGGCGCGAGUGGUCAGUGUUUUGUGAAAUGUUAUCGAUAAUUGUGAAAUAACUGAAGAAAAUAUCCCAAGCGUUAGGAAGGAUUUUGUCUCGACGGCUUUGUUGGAUUAGGAGCGAGAGGAUCGACGAGGAAAUAUCGGCGAGCGUUUUCACGAAACGGAAAGACAGUCCAUGUAUUGUUAUAAAUACACAGAUAUUUUCCAUGAAAUAAAAUCUUGCCUGAACAACUUCCUGAAUCCCCACCGUUCGCAAGUUCGCCAAUGCGCCAGUUCCCGUUUUGGCGCAUCAGUCGUUUCACGAAUCGGGAUGAUCGAAACAGAGGGAAGCUUCCGGUCCACGGACGUAACGUUACCAGCGUUUUUAUUUAGCCGACAGAGUAAUCGUCUUAGCGACGAUUCUCCGUUACGUCAGCGCAUAAUUUGACUGCUUCAAUGACAAAGAUCGAUAGAUGCAGACAACGGGGAGUGUUAAAAAUGCAACCAGAUCUGAAAAGAAAAUAUGCAAAUCUCAGUUACAGAUUUAGCUUCCAUGGUAAGCGACAAAUCGAUAGAGACAUUGUUUGAAAUGGGCAAUUCUUUGAAAAAGGGCUCCGAGUUUACAAGUGGAACUACUUUUGGUUGAUCAGUUGCAACGCUUGAAUAUUGGCCACGAUUCGAGGAUGAAGGUUUUAAUUUUUAGGAACGGAAAGAAUUCGCAUUCGGGUCAGCGGAAAAGAGGUAAAGAGGCUGAGGGUCCACGGGGGCGCCUUUAUCGGCUAAAAGCUCGUUCCCGAACAAUACAGAGACUUUCUCUGAUAGAGCGUAAACGAUUCUUCUAACAAAGAAAACUUUUAAGGUGUCCGCCUCCGACGGUUUUGAUUUUUGGAUAUGUUUUAAAGGACCGAAAAAUAAGAUAUACGUAUUUUUUUAUAUUAGCCCGUUUUCGUAUUUAGGGGGCGAAACGACCCUCUAAGCUUUCAGCUGCAUAGGCUAUUAUUAUAAACAAAGUGCUUUUUACCUAAUUUAGGGCCAGAUUUUAUAUGCAAAUAGAAAACCAUGAAACUUUUUCUUAAAAAGUUUUCUUCUAUCUAUGACAGUUUCGGAGAUAGCCUAUUGCAGGUGAAACUUUAGAUUUAUAUCUUAUUUUUCGGUCCUUAAAACAUAUCCAAAAAUCAAAACAAUCGGAGACGGACACCUAAAAAGCUUUCGUUGUAAGUCAAUAGUUGAUUAGAUUUUACGAGAAUCCAUUUUUUUUUUCUUUUUAGCGCAACAACUUACAGAACAGGGUUAAUCUUCUACCUGUCGAAGGUCAUCGAAAAGUGUAUCGCGUCAUCUAUAAAUAUGGUACCCUGAAUAAAAGUUGAUUUCUGUAACCUUGUUUCAAUUCGUCGAAUAUUUUUGUUGCGUUGCAAACGUUUUAAACGUGACUCGAAGUAUAGCGAAUUCUGUCUAAUUGUGAGAGGCAUGCACAGUGGGCCAGAAUGCAGUAUUAGCGCGAAAAAAUUGUGAACGACGUUUUUAACUAAUAUUUAUUUUUCCAGUGCCAGUGGUUUAAUAUGACUUAAAAAGGUGAAACAAUAUUAAAACGAGAAAUUAUUUAAACAUUUUUAUAUGUGUAUUUAAAAAAAAAAAAAAAGAAAAAAAUUCUGUGAAAGUAAUUAGGUACGCAAUAAAAAUAAAAUAAAACUUUAUGAAUACACUUCAUUAAUUAAAAUUAAUCAACUUAAGGAUGUAACGUGUUUUUCAUUCUUUGGCUUCAGUUUUUGUCUUCGAGAUCGGUGCGAUUGAGACGUUGGACUUAGAGAUUCGUGAUCAGAACGUUCUAGCAAAAACAAAAUGUCCUAAAUAAUGUGAUAAACAAAUAUCACAAUCCCUAUUUUUUGCAGGAGGCUCAAAACUAGCGUGUAUAAAUAUUUCUAACAUAAAAGAAGUAUUUCUAAAGACUCGUUACCGUCAAUAGAGUCUCCCAUGGCUAUACAAUAUAAAUGAAAACAUUGAUGUCACUCCUUAGUAUCUGCUAACUGAGAAGAAUGCUGCAAAUAAUACGACUGUGUUUGUUUAUGUUUUGUUUACGCAGUCUAAUGUAAACAUUGGACACCCAAACAAAUUAAUCAUUACUCCGAACCGUUAUAUAUUGAUCUUGUUGAUCUAAAUUAUUACGUCAAUCUGACGACUUAUGACGAAAAUGUUUUUUUCCGCGCUAAUAUUGCUUAAUUUGGCUUACUGUGCGUUGGUUCGGAUCCAUGCUUUCACGUCCGAUCGAUAUUUCCUCCUAGUUCGAGUUAUGUCCCACGCCUGGUACAAUGCAAGCAUUUCCAAGUAUUGUCGGUUGCAGGACAGUUGGCGAGGGUUCACCAAACUAGAGGAGACUGAGGGGACAGAGUAUUACG